Molecule: messenger RNA, 573 nt
Organism: Entamoeba invadens IP1
Lineage: Eukaryota; Evosea; Mastigamoebida; Endamoebidae
Exons: 1
Coding region: 1-573 (190 amino acids)
Source: RefSeq, a predicted model, not a curated record
AUGGCUCAAGUUGAAGACCGUGGUAUAAAAUUUCUGGUGGAUGAAAUGCAUAAUAAACUGUGUGUAUGGCUCAGGUUAUUGGGGUAUGAUGCUAAAGGAAGUAAAGAUUAUGAAGUGAAGUACGGCCCAAGUGUUGCCGACAAAAAUUUGAUUGUUGAAGCACUUGAGGAAGGAAGAGUUUUACUCACUGGUGACAAGCAAAUGUUUGAAAUUAUCACAGACAAAGCACAAAGGCAGAACAAGCAGUUGACAUACAAGAACACCAACAUUCCACAUGCCGUUAAAAUCAGACAAGAUGUCCCAGAAAAUCAACUCAUCGCACUGCACAAAGUGAUUCCACUUGAAUACAAUUUAAACUUCGACGCAAUGUGUUGCACAGACUGUGGCGGCAAAAAUGUUAAAGUUGAAAACAAAGAGGACGUCAGAGGAAAAGUGGUUGAUGGUGUCUUCAAUGAUGUUGAUCAGUUUUGGAAGUGUUCCAAAUGUGGAAAAGUGUUUUGGGUUGGUUCGCAGACAAAGAACAUUGUUGCUUCCUUCGACAAGAUGAUGGAACUUCUCAAAGAAUCAAAUUGA